UCUCUAUAUUUCAACGCUGGUAUGUUUGUUUAUGAGCCUAAUCUUGACACAUACAAUGAUCUCCUGAAAACACUUCAAGUCACAGAGCCUACUUCCUUUGCUGAGCAGGACUUUCUGAAUAUGUACUUCAAGGCCAAAUACAAGCCCAUACCUAAUGUGUACAACCUUAUGCUGGCCAUGUUGUGGCGUCACCCUGAGAAUGUUGACUUUGAAAAAGUUAAAGUGGUUCACUACUGUACUAAUGGGUCUAAGCCAUGGAGGUUCACUGGGAAGGAGGAGAACAUGGACAGACAAGAUAUCAAGAAAUUGGUGGACAUGUGGUGGGAGGUUUAUGACGAUGAGACAUAUUGA
Molecule: messenger RNA, 351 nt
Organism: Gastrolobium bilobum
Lineage: Eukaryota; Viridiplantae; Streptophyta; Magnoliopsida; Fabales; Fabaceae
Product: galactinol synthase 2-like
Exons: 3
Coding region: 22-351 (109 amino acids)
Molecular function (GO): glycosyltransferase activity
Source: RefSeq, a predicted model, not a curated record